CUACAUAAAAAAAGAAAGUAUUUUUUUUUUCUCGAUUAUUACUAUUCUAGUUAGAAAGUUUUCAUUAUAAGUAUUGUAACUGUUAAAAAGUUUAUUUAUUCGAUCAAUUGAAUGUAUGAAAUACAAACUUGUAUAACUAUAUAUGAAUUCAUGAUGUUGCUUAAAAUGACGCAAUUUACAAUUUCUUAAGAGUUAAUACAAUAUAGAAACGAGUUGUCUAUUUCCUGUAGUUGUAUGUAUCAGAAAUAUAUUUGAGAAUCACUGACAAGCGAAAACGGUCGUGCAUUUUGUUUAAAUCGGUAGGAUAAUCUUGAAAUCCCGCGCGAAUGACGUUUAGAGACGACGAAAAAAAGGUAAACGAAUAAAAUAAAAAUCAUAAACACGUAGAUUUAUCAUCUUCGAAUAUGAGAAGUAAUAUCGUCAAUUAAAAUCCGUAUAUCGGAUGUAAGAAUAUAAUGUAAACGUAACAUGACAAAAUAUAUAUCUGAAUAAUUAAUUUUGCCAUUGAAUAAAUGACGCACAUGACCGAGGUGAGCUUUGCCGAUCUUCAAAUGGAAGAACGAUACAAAAAGUUAGAACGAAGUUUGAAACUGGCGUCACUUAGAAGUGAAAAUAAAAAGAAAGAUGAAUUAUUGCCACUACCUACGUCUCCUAGCAUUUCUAGCAUUAAUGCAGACCCACUUGACUCCACAGCUAAUAUUCCCUCUUUACAAGUUUCCAAAAUUGGUAGUGAAGUUGUUUCUUCAAGUAAUAAUUUGAGAAAUGUACAGUUGAAAACGAAAAUUGUUAAUAAUGAUCAUAGAAUGAUUGUUACGUCUACUGCUAAAAAGUUUAACAAGGAAAACAAUUGUUCGGAAGAUCGUUUUAUGAUGCCACCACCCAAUAUUGACAGACAUUUUUGUAGUCUUAAAAAAUCAAACAGUACAGCAACACAUCCUGCUGUAAAAUCUUCGCUACAAAUGAAAUGUCAUUCCUCUGACAUUGAUACUGAAUCACCUAGGAAAAGAGAGAAUUAUAGAUUCGCCAAUGAAGAUAGAAAACGUACCGGAGCUUUCAAUCCCUUACUGAUUAGAUGUGACACUUUGCAGAACAAUAAUGUUAGAAUGUUUACAAAAUGGAAAGUUAUGCUAAAUGAACAAAACCAUGGUAAAAUUGCGUGGAGUAAACCUGUUGUAAGAAGAUUGACAAAUACUAAAGUAGAAUCUGUUUGUAAACAUUUGUAUCAGUUGCAAGGAAAUCUUGUUGAUGAUGAAUAUGAAUUGCCAGAAUAUAUUAGAGGCAAAUUUCAUAGUGGAUUUCCCGAUGAUUGGAAAAAUGUUUAUGAAAUCUGGAGAUCAUUUGUACAGCAAGGAUGUAGUGUAACAUUUCGUUGGCCUACCCCUAUUGCAGAUAGUGAUGAUGAUUUCACAAGUGUAAUAACAGAUAUUAUAUGUGCUGAUUCAAGAAAUCAUAAGGAUAAAGAAUCAAAUUUAAAGUUUCAUAAAAAAUCGUAUGCAUUUGAAGCAGUUGAUGAUGACUCUGAUUGUACGUACAAUAAUUUGCAGAUAAAGGAGAAACAUCUCAAUUCAUGCAGUUGUCAAAAAAGUGACUCAUUCACACAAACGAAUUUAUCAAUUGGGAACAUCUCUCAGAGGAAAACUAAUAUUCACUCUUCAGGAAUUCAAUAUAAUAAUGACAAAGAAAAUUAUGAACAACAAGGAGAUGUGAAUUUGAAUUGUUCUUAUACUAAAACUGCAUCAAACAGUUUGAAGGAUAAAUUGAAUGUUAUUGUAAAUAACUUAACAGAUAAAAAUUGUCCGCAAGAAUAUAUUAGUAAGAUUAUUGAAAUAUUUGAUUGUUUAAAUUAUGUUGUAUCAUACAGGACAAUUAAAGAAGAUGGAUCUAACAUUGAAGACUCAAAAUCAAAAACAGACGAGUAUAUGGUAGAAGGACAACAUAAUAAAAUAAAUGAGAAAUCUCAAGAUUAUGUAGAAUCAGAAUCAAUUUCACUGCUUAAUUCUAUAGGUAACAGAGCUAUCGACUAUAGUGAAUCAUUACAAAGAAAAAGAACUUUUACAGAAAUGAGUAAAAAUGAUGAUAUCAGUACUUCCGAUAGUGAAAGUGAAGUUUAUGCAGGAGUUCGGAAAAUACCGAUAGAACGGAUAAUACAACAAAAAGAAACAUUACUAAGACCUUGUAAACGUAAAAUGCAAAGAAAGAUGCAUCAAAAACAUGAUGCCAUAAAAAAACAAAAUGUUUCAAGCGUGCUUCCAAUUAUGUCAAAUCAUAACGAUGGAAGUUAUAUAAAAAUAGUAAACUCUGAAGAAAUUAAUGACAUAAAUUUUAAUGAUUCCAAUAUUAGUGUUAUAGAAGACGAGAGAAAUCAUUUAGAAAUAAAGAAAUAUAUCAGUUCAAAGAACGAAGAUAUAAUACACGUCGAUUCGAAGAAUAAAGAUACACAUAAAAUUCAGAAACAUCGUGUACAACAGAACUCAACAGAUGCUCAAUCUGUCCAAUAUUUGCAUGAUUCUUAUAAAAUAACUGAAAAUAAUGAGUGUGAAAUUGACGUGACUGAAAAAUAUAACAAUAAAAUGACUGAAACAAAUUCUUAUAUACAAGGCAAUACACAAGAGAGAAACAGAUAUAUGAAUGAUCGAUGUCGAAAGCAUUCAUCUUGUCAACAACACGAAGAAUUAUUGUUUGAUUCGAAGAAUACCACAACUGAAAGGACAAAACCUGUUAUAAUUAAUUCGAUUCCUGUUAACAUAAAGAAUAAGUCUAUUAAAGAAUUAAAUGAAAAAGUCAAAAAUAGAAGUUUGACAAACAAAGAGUCUCCAAAAGCAAGCACAAACUCAUUGCUUGACAGCAACCAAUGUCCUGAAGAUUGUGUUAAAAAUCAGUCGAGUAACAUGGAUUCUAUUAUUCCAAAAAAGUUAUUACGAGAUAAUUUAAACGUUUCUAGAGAUAACGAAACUUCAAAUAGUUGUAAACCGAAGUUACUGUCUGCUUGGACACCAAGAGUUUUGUACAAAUCAGGAUUGCAUUUAAUUUUUGAAGGAAAAUUAUUAAACGAGGUUGGCCACGUUACAAACAGAAAGUUUCAGACGGAUGUAAUAUCUCGUCGAGUAUCACAAAAAGUGGUUGAGACGGUUCAUCGUGAAUUUUAUCAGUUGAUUGGCGACUUAAACGAUACGAAACAUGCCAAUGUUAACGAUUCUAUAAAUGCGACAAAAAACUGUAAUACUACUUCGGUAGAUAGUAUAAACGUUGGUGUAAGUUCAAAAGGUAGAAAAAUAAUACCUCCUUUAAGUUAUUGGACAGUCAUUUUUGAGUUUCUUCUGUCUUCAGGAGAACGCGUUGUUUUGAAGGACAAUAGUCCAGUAUAUAAUCCUGGCACUUCACAAGUCCCUUCAAUAAUUUUUUCUCCUGAAACGUCCGCUAAAAGUAAAGAUGUAAAAAAGGGAAAACAAAUUAAUGAGAGAAUUAAAAAAAGUACUUCAAAAACACCAAAAGCUAAAAAUAAUAUAAAGACAGUCGAACGUAACAAAUCCAGAAGACGUAUAAUGAGAAAUAAGAGACAAGAAGAGUUAGAAUCAAGCGAUUCUAGUGAUGAAAAUAUUUCCAUAUAUGAGCAUAAAUCUCAUACAAACUUGGUUGCAACGGAACCAACAGUGAAAAAAUCAAAAGUAAGGAAAGAUAUUGAGUUGAAUACGCCACUUAGCAGCCCUUUUAAACAAUUGCCUAGAGGUCAAUCGUUAGCUGGGAAAUGUGAUGUCGUAUAUACGUAUUACAAAGAUAUACCAGACAAAGAUGACAUAUUAUCCGAUGACCAAGUCUCUCAUGUGUGACGUUGAAAAUUUCGAUGUGAUGUUAAAUAAAUUUUUUUUUAUAUGUGCAUAUUUUAUAAUUAUAACUACUAUAGUGUAUUUUGUUACAUUCUUAAAUAAAAGAGAUAAAGAAAUACGUUUAUUGCUCAUUCGUUAAUAUACUGCUAUUUAUCUUCGUUUCAAUUAAAAAAGGAUUAUACUUAUUGAAAAAAAUAGAGUAAACUUACAAGAUAAAAUUGGUUUAUUGUUUAAUGAUGUAAUUUAACAAUUAUAUAAAGUAUUUAAGGAACAUGCUACGUCCCUAAGUUAAAAAACACAAGAACUGUACAAUAAUUUGAUGUCAAUAAAAUUAAAGUUCAAAUAAAAAUAUGCUAUACAUAUACUAAUAUAUAAUUCGGUAUGAGUUAACAUACGCCGAAUAAAAAUAUAAGAAAAAUUUGCAGUUUAAUUUUUUACAUUGCAAUCAGUAUGCAUCUUUUUGAAGACAAUAGGGUGUAUGCAGUUUAACAAUGUAACAUACAUAUAUAUAUAUAUAUA
Molecule: messenger RNA, 4343 nt
Organism: Heterotrigona itama
Lineage: Eukaryota; Metazoa; Arthropoda; Insecta; Hymenoptera; Apidae
Source: the annotation of a GenBank genome assembly